AUGUAUUUAUUUUAAAGUUUGUCGGUACAGUUGGCAAUGAUGCUUGAGAUUUGACACAUUUGAUACUUGACAGACGAAAAACAAAUACGAUACAAAUCUAAGAGAGUACUAAUAUGAAACCUGCUAUUGUUGCUGAUGAAAUGUUUCCUGAAGGUGCUGGUCCGUACAUGGAUUUAGAAGAGGCAGGGGGUUCUAGUGGCCUGCUGAUGGAUCUAGCUGCUAACGAAAAAGCAGUUCAUGCGGAUUUUUUUAAUGAUUUUGAAGACCUCUAUGAUGAUGAAGAUUUGAAUUGAAUUUGUAUUUUUCAUAAAACUAGUUGUGAGUGAUUUCCCACUCGUUUUACAGAAUUUUAUUAUUAAAAAAUGUAAAAUGAAUUAAAAUCUUUUUAUUUUUACAAA
This is a messenger RNA of Zophobas morio, 398 nucleotides long. RefSeq names its product COP9 signalosome complex subunit 9 (gene Myeov2). The record is from RefSeq and is a predicted model, not a curated record. The transcript has 4 exons. NCBI's taxonomy places the organism in Eukaryota, Metazoa, Arthropoda, Insecta, Coleoptera, Tenebrionidae. Gene Ontology annotation, biological process: negative regulation of protein neddylation. The coding region runs from base 114 to 293 and encodes 59 amino acids.